AGUAAUACCGAGCCAGCACCCUGCUGCCCCGCUGAGCACCUCCAACAUGAGCAGAAUGGCACAGCGACAUGCACUGGCACUUCACAACAUUCACCACAACGCAGGUUACCCACAUUACAGCUGCGGGAGGCAGGAGAGCACCUAAUCUAUGUAAAAUCUGAGACAAUCUCUACCCCUAUAACAUUAUCCUGUUGAUCAAAACUAGUCUAGCAAUGCUCUGAGGCGGGAAAACCCCAGCAUUUCUGAGCCAGUGGUGUGAGCUCCAGAGCUGAAUUUACAGCAGUAGCCAGCUGGUGCUUCCCCAGCCUCCAUCUAUGUAAACUGGUGCUUUUGCAUCACUUCAGAGCAAGCUUGAGCUCCAGCCCUCUGAAGGUAGGGACCCAACUGAGAAUAAUGGGAGAUCCUUGUAGGGGGAACUUCCUGGAUGAAACACAUUCCAGCCACAGUCCAAUCUCACUGUGCUUAGACAAAGAGGCCAAGACUGCCUUUGCACCUGAGCUUCUGUCGCUGCUGCUGCAGCACUGCAGAAAGGGUUUGUUAGAGCACGCUACAGCCCAGUGAGUGGCUGCACUCAGUCCCAUACACUUGAUAGGAAAGAUGCGUGCUGAUGUCUUUACAAACAAUUUCAAGGGUGAGGGUAUGGGUGUCAAGAAUACGCCAACUUGUUACUCACCUGACUAAUGCUCCGCAGUACAUAAUGAGUGCAUAAUGAGCUAAGAACUGAAAAAUAAGGGGGUAGCCACACAAUGGAGAGGGGGACACAAUCCAGAGUCAAACCCCUAAUUGUUCCUGCUAUUUGGCCCCGUUGGGAAAAACAGGAUUAGACUAGAUCUGACCUGUGUUGCUGUUUCAGCUGAAAACAGUUCCAAAAGAAGCACAAGUGGAUACUUGCAUCUGCUCUGUGAGUCAUUCCCAACACUUUUUUAAAGCACAUUAUCUCUAGAUAUUUUAAUUUUUUUUAAAUUUAAAAAAAUUUCCCAACAUUUUUUAAAAGCAUAUCAGCUCUAGAGAUUCAUGGGCAGUAUAUCCAGCCUGAAGGCUGAUGGUGCCACAGGCAGAUGUUCCAGACCUGAUCAUCCCAUGAGCUUCCCAAAUGUCCACAUCAUGUUUUCCAUAGCAUUCCCUGUGUCUGUAUGACUUCUGCAUUUACCUUUGCAAUAUGUUUCCACGUGUAUCCUUUAUUUGGGGGAAAAUAACUGUGUUUCUUUUCCUAAAUAAAUUCUGACUUUAGAUGGUAUGAUUUUAUACACUUACACAAGUCUUAUUUCUCUCACAAUUACAUUAAAAAACAUGUGUUUGGUAAGUUGAUUAGAGGUAUUGUUGGGGUGAGGGAGCAAAUUAUCCUCACUGGAAGGGGAUAUGUGAAAAAGAGAUUUAGUGGUUAAAGCAUAAAACAAAGGGAAUGGAGGACAAAUGGGAUGAGAAGACAAAAAUAUUAACAAAGACACAAAAAAAAAAAAAAGGUGGGGGGACCUAAAUCAGCUGCAUGCUCACUACAAAGCUGGUCUGACGCUGGGACAGGAGCUGAUAUACACGCAAAAAACCGAUCUAUGUAUGAAAAUCGCAGACUGUGAGCAGUCCUGCUGCCUUUCCAAGCACACUGACAGGGCUCUCCGAGGGAGGAUUUGCUGGCAGAGGCGGUGUUACUCCCUCUGUAGAACUCUAAUCCCUCUGCCGCGGUCCAUCCUCCCCAGCCGUGUGUCCUCGGACGACUCGGGGGCUCCCGCAGCCUCCGGAGCCUUGCAGAAACCCCGCGGGUUUCUCCGUCUUUGCAAGGGGCUGGUUUGGGGCAACUCGGAGAGCCCCCGCGGGGAUCACGCGUGUCCCGGGGCAGCCCUGCCAGCAGGGGACAUGGGGACCGGCGGCUCUCUGCCCCGCCAAGGGCAGCAGGACAGCUUCGCCUCCCGGGGAAAAUCCCUUUCCGACCGUGCAUCUGCUCUGCGAGCACCGAGCGAGUGACCUGGCCAAAACCCACGGCCCGGCUGCCUCUGCUUGCUUUGUGGCCAGAACCAGGCUCUGGUUAUAGCUCGGUCUUUUCAUCCCUCACACCUCGGUAUUUUCAUUAAAAGAGAUUAUAACCUCUUUCUCACACAUUCCUAAUAGUCCUGACUGGACCCGGUGCGAAUUCUGAGAACCUGAAUCAUUAAUUAGGAGGUGAUCUAUAGUAAGCCCGGCAAGGACCCUUCCUUGCUGGCUCAGGGGAUCAGCUGGGGCUCAUUUCUCAUUAGGACUCAAGAUGGGAGGCGGAGAUAAAUUGAAAUCAAGGGAGGUCUUUCGCUGUCAGGUCCUACAGACGUUUAACAGUGCAGCAGGUUAGUAGCUACACCCCUGCCUGUGUUCUGUUUCCUUGCGCUGGUGGAGCUGGGGAAUUUGCUUGGUGCGUCACAUUGCCCUCGUUUGUAUUUUUUCCAGGUGGUUUUCCAGGUUUUGUAACUCUCGGGUGUGAGAUCCUACCGAAAAAUUUUCAAUUUCCUUAAAGUAAGAAAUAAUAGCUGGGGGAGGAGGUGGCAAGGGAAACAGUUUAUUCUCCCCAAGAAGGCCCUAACUUCAAAUCCUUAAGAUCUGUACAGCUCAUUUACAAUUGCAGCGCUCUUGUCUCCUUUUGAAUUUGCCCCGGUGAGUCCCAUCCCUCCCUGAUGUGUAACUAAUUUUUAAAAUUUUUUUUAAUUUUAAGAUAUCACUUUUUAGAAACCCUUAAAUGGCGAGGGAAAGAAGCUUGGAAAAUGGGCAGAACAGGACUGCCUGGCUCAGCCUUGGGCGAGCCGCUGGGAGAAGCAGCCUGGCUGUCUUUGAGCCCUCUUCCCCGCCAUACAGACACGGCUCUGUAGGGCCAUCCCCCCUGCCCCCCGUCCGGAUUCACUCGCGGGGAGGUGAAGGGCUUAUCUCUUUGCAAUGAUGGUUGCGAUCUGCAAUGCAGACGCACAAAGUCUCCUCAUACCCCGCGGCGGGCUCCGGGGCCAUUCUUUCUGUUUGGGUGGGGACCUGUGAAAUGUGGGGGAUGUCGGCCAAGCUCAGUCCAGCUCACCGGGCGACCCAGCUCAGACCUGCUGCCCCGAGGGGCGAGCGAGGACCUCCUUCCCACGCCCCAGCAGGGAGCGAUGUACUCAUCCUCACCGUGACAUCUACCAGCCAAGUCGGCAAGCGCAGCCCGGUGUCCCAGCCCUCCCCCGGUCCCUGAAUACCCUCGAAAAUCCCUUCCCCCCAAUCAACCAACUUUUAACAUGACAAUGGCCAUGACAAUACCCUCCAGCCAAGGCCAGGCUGGGGCGGACUUAAAGCAUCCCCCCCAUGUGACCCCAAAGGAGUCUCUGUCCGCGGGCCGCCGGCAGUCUCGACGGUCACAUCGCGACAUGCUCGGGGCAGGGGGACCGGGCCCGGCCAUGAGCAGCCACCUAGGCACGCCGCCAUACGUGCUGUACCCUGGCGCGGCCAAGUAUGGGGACUAUUACUGGUUCUCCGCAGGCAGCAUGGACAGCGCGCCCACCGAGGAGGCUCCGGCGCCGGACGCGCUCCCGCUGCCCGCGGCCAAGACGCCCAGUCCCUCAGUUGACUCCCCAGCUUCCUCCAGCUCUGGGACACUCACCCAGUACCACACCCCCGACUCCGCCACCAGCCCCACCGCAGCAGGGAGCCCGUCUCCCUACUCCUCUCUGCAGAAGGUCAAGGCGCAAGGCAAGGGGGUGGUGAAGACGGGCAAGAGCCGCACAGCGUUCUCGCAGGAGCAGCUGAAAGCCCUACACCAGCGCUUCCAGAGCCAGAAGUACCUCAGCCCCCAGCAGAUCCGGGAGCUGGCUGCUGCCCUUGAGCUCACCUACAAGCAGGUGAAGACAUGGUUUCAGAAUCAACGGAUGAAAUUUAAGCGUUGCCAAAAGGAGAGCCAGUGGAUGGAUAAAGGGAUGUAUUUACCACAGAAUGGGGUUGAUCAGGCUGCAUACCUGGAUAUGGCGCCAGCGUUCCACCAGGUCUUCCCUGCCGGUUCUGGCAGGAACUUUCAGGCUGUGUCCAACGUGCACCAGGCUUACAGCAGCGGACAGACUUACGGGAAUGGGCAGAACCUGUACUCCUUCUCAUCUGUGGAGGAUGAAGGGCUCUUUGGAAAAGGUGGGACAAGCUGCAAUACCCAGCAAACCAUGGGUUUACUAAGCCAGCAAAUGAACUUCUAUCACAGCUACUUUGACAAUAUAGAUUAUGUCAGCGUGGAGGUAGAUGACACCUUCAACUUCCAGAGCACCUCUGACACUGUCACACCAUUUUCGAGCUCUCCUAUACAGAAUCAAUGCCAGUUACCUUGGCACCCCAUGGGGACCCAGAGUGGGUAUGAGUCUCAGGUCUGAGUAUAUUUUUCUCCCACCUCAUGUGUUCACCCAUGGGAUUUCCAGGGUUUUGAGUUUGUGUUCUAUUUGUUUUUCUUGCCUGUCCUUCACUACUGCUGUUUUAACUACUGGAGGGGCUCAGCACCCUGCUGCCUGGGGCUAGUUUCCUAUUUAAGUGUGCCUGUCUGUUCAUAGCUAACCCUUGGCAAAGAUGCUUUGGGUAUUGAGGAGUUUGAACCUCAUUCAUUGAGGCCAGUGUGCAAUGUUGCAGCUGUGAGCAGCAGAGGUUGUUACGGUCUGUUUGUUGUUCAAGUCUCACCUUCUUUGCUGCUUCUCUAGCAGGUGAUCUCUGAUCCUUGCCCUGUGUGUCUUGCAGCAGAGCUUCCAUUGCAAAGGAGGUGAAUAUUUGUUGUUGCUGAAUCAUUUUUCAUAAAGUUUGUUUUUUGUAGUGUUACCAAGCAUGUUUUAUGUUAUGUCCAUGUUGUGUUUUAUUGUUUUUUCUGGUUAAUGUUCAAUGUUCU
Molecule: messenger RNA, 4834 nt
Organism: Taeniopygia guttata (zebra finch)
Lineage: Eukaryota; Metazoa; Chordata; Aves; Passeriformes; Estrildidae
Product: homeobox protein NANOG
Biological process (GO): regulation of transcription by RNA polymerase II
Molecular function (GO): DNA-binding transcription factor activity, RNA polymerase II-specific; RNA polymerase II cis-regulatory region sequence-specific DNA binding
Source: RefSeq, a predicted model, not a curated record